This is a messenger RNA of Polistes dominula (European paper wasp), 1389 nucleotides long. RefSeq names its product enolase. Gene Ontology annotation, cellular component: phosphopyruvate hydratase complex. The record is from RefSeq and is a predicted model, not a curated record. Gene Ontology annotation, molecular function: magnesium ion binding; phosphopyruvate hydratase activity. Lineage: Eukaryota; Metazoa; Arthropoda; Insecta; Hymenoptera; Vespidae. Gene Ontology annotation, biological process: glycolytic process.
AAAAACUUAAAGUCAAAGGUUAAUUAAAGAUAAAGAUAAAAAUAAAAGAUGCCUAUACAGAAGAUUAAAGCUAGACAAAUAUUUGAUUCAAGAGGAGAUCCUACUUUGGAGGUUGAUCUUAUCACAGAUGUUGGUCUGUUCAGAUCAUCAGUUUCUAGUACUUUGGUAUCAAAUCCUAAUCAAGCACAAGAAAUCCGAGAUGGAAAUGAGGCUGCUUAUCAUGGUAGAUCAGUUUUUAAAGCUGUUGAUAUAGUUAACAACGUAAUAGCACCUCAAUUAUUGACAUCAAAAUUAGAAGUUUGUCAACAAAUGGAAAUUGAUAGUCUGUUGAACAGAUUAGAUGGUACUGAGAAUAAAUCAAAAUUAGGUGCUAAUUCAAUCUUAGGGGUUUCUUUGGCAUGUUGCAAAGCUGGUGCAGCAAAGAAAGGUCUUCCAAUUUAUAGGUACAUUGCUGAAUUAGCAGGAAACAGUGACCUGUAUUUGCCAGUGCCCUGUUUCAACAUGAUCAGCGGUGGUAGACUGGCAGGUAAUUCUAUACCUUGCGAAAAAUUUAUGAUUCUACCGAUAGGAGCUGAAAGUUUUGUCGACGCUAUGAAAAUGGGUAACGAGGUUUAUCGCGUUUUGGAGAAGAAAAUAGCUGAAUCUCAAGAAAUUCAAUUGCCACUUUCUGUUGGCGAUGACGGUUCAUUCGCACCACUUUUAGAAGACGACAAAGAUGCUUUGACACUCAUAGAUGAAUCGAUAAAGGAUGCUGGAUACGAAGGAAGGAUUAAAAUUGCUUUAGAUAUGGCAGCUAGUGCUUUUUAUAAAGAAGGAGGCUACGAUUUAGCUUUUAAAACUGAAGAAUCCGAUCCCGACGAUUAUAUGGAAGCGGAAGCAUUGAAAGAACAAUAUUUAGAUUAUUUAACCGACUUUCCAUCAAUUGUCUCGAUCGAAGAUCCUUUUGAUCAGGAAGAUUGGGAAGGUUGGUUGACAAUGGCCGAUCAAGAAAUACAAAUAGUCUCCGACGAUUUAACAGCCAUGAACAUUGAAAGAAUUGAGGAAGCAAUAGAACGACAAAUGGCUAAUUGUCUCGUUUUGAGAAUGUCACAAAUCGGUACAAUCACAGAAACCAUUAAUUGUGCGAAAAUGGCUAGAAUCAACAAUUGGGGCUACGUUGUAUCAACUGGACAAUGCGAAACUGAAGACAAUUUUGUAGCUGAUCUUGCUGUGGGUUUAUCAGCGGGACAAUUUAAAUCUGGUGCACCGUGUAGAACCGAUAGAACAGGCAAAUACAAUCAAAUUGUUAGGAUCGAGGAAGAACUUGGAAAAGAUGCCAAAUAUGCUGGAUUAAAUUACAGAAGUCCUCUUGCUAAAUGAUCAAAUUAUAUGUGUGUUGUUUUUUUCUUG